Molecule: messenger RNA, 1014 nt
Organism: Cavia porcellus (domestic guinea pig)
Lineage: Eukaryota; Metazoa; Chordata; Mammalia; Rodentia; Caviidae
Gene: Rwdd1
Product: RWD domain containing 1
Exons: 7
Coding region: 118-849 (243 amino acids)
Biological process (GO): cytoplasmic translation
Molecular function (GO): protein binding
Source: RefSeq, a predicted model, not a curated record
CCGAGAGGGGCGCGGGGCCUUGGCUCAGCAGGCUGGGCCUGACCCGAGGCCUCGGGACUCGGUUGUUGCGUGCUGCCCGAGUGUCGGCGUGAUCCAUGGGCAGCAGCCAGGGCCGCGAUGACGGACUACAGCGAAGAGCAGCGAAACGAGCUGGAGGCUCUGGAGUCCAUCUACCCUGACUCCUUCACAGUAUUAUCAGAAAAUCCACCCAGCUUCACCAUUACUGUGACGUCUGAAGCUGGAGAAAAUGAUGAAACUGUCCAGACUACCCUCAAGUUUACAUACAGUGAAAAAUACCCAGAUGAAGCUCCUCUUUAUGAAAUAUUCUCCCAGGAAAAUCUAGAAGAUAAUGACAUCACAGACAUUUUAAAAUUAUUAGCAUUGCAGGCUGAAGAAAAUCUUGGUGUGGUCAUGAUCUUUACUCUAGUGACGGCAGUGCAAGAAAAAUUAAAUGAAAUAGUAGACCAGAUAAAAACGAGAAGAGAGGAAGAAAAAAAACUAAAAGAAAAAGAAGCAGAAGAAGCAGAGAAGCAAUUAUUCCAUGGCACCCCUGUUACAAUUGAGAAUUUCUUAUGUUGGAAAGCCAAGUUUGAUGCAGAACUCUUGGAAAUUAAAAAGAAACGGAUGAAAGAAGAAGAACAAGCAGGAAAAAGUAAACUGAGUGGCAAACAGCUGUUUGAAACAGAUCAUAAUCUGGACACCUCUGACAUCCAGUUCCUAGAGGAUGCUGGAAACAAUGUGGAGGUAGAUGAGUCCUUGUUCCAAGAAAUGGAUGACUUAGAACUGGAGGACGUUGAAGAUGACCCGGACUACAAUCCUGCGGAUGGGGGCAGUGACUCCACAGAGUGACAGAGUGGCUCUGUCUCCAGAGAGGCCCAAUGGCCACAGCAUCUGUGGCUAUGCCGAGAGGGUUUUGAUUUUCCUUGCUUUUUUUUCUAAGAAAAAAAUGAUUUUCAGGAGAAUAUUCUUCUGAUAACUUUCAUCAUCGAACCUAAUAAACUGACCGUAACAGCA